AUGAUAGAACCAGUAAAAUCCUCUCUUUGUCCUGGGGAGAUUCUCUAUUCCUUGAAUCUACAGAGGUUUUAUCCGAAAGAAAUAAACAUCAGCUGGACAUAUAGAGUGGGAGAUGAUAAUAAAACAAUAUCAGCCCUAGAGACAUUUAAAGAAAACCCUGAUGGAACGUUUAAUGUUUGUUCUGAAGUCAGAAUUCCAGAGAAUCACAUGAAAGGUCCAUCAUUUUCUGUGCAGGCAACCUGGGAACAUGAGUCUUUAGAUAAACCUGGGAGCAAAACACUGGAUAUAAAAGAUUUAAUUUGGGAACCAAUAGUGGAAGAAAUACUGACACCUCUAAUGCUUCAUGAGACACCGGUCACCCUGCAAUGUAACAUCUCACAGUAUUUCCCAGAUGCACUGACUGUGAGAUGGCUGAGAAGAGAAGAAGGAAGCCAGAAAUUAACUGCAAUGGCCAAGCCUGAUAUAAAGUCACAGAGAGAUCAGGAUAACACCUACAGCUGCACAACCAGCCUGACUGUCACCCCAACACUAAGUACAGACCAAGGCGCAGAAUAUAUCUGCAGGGUGCUACAUCCUACACGGGAGCAGCCAAUAGAGAGAAGCACAGGGAAGCUUAUUGUAAUGGUAAAACCUCAGAUUUUAGAGCCUGUAAAACCCAUUCUCUGUGACUCUGGGGAGAUUCUGUAUCGCUUGAAGCUACAGAGGUUUUAUCCUAAAGAUAUAAACAUCAUCUGGACAAGUGGAGCUGGAGAUUUACAUAAAACAAAAUCAUCUGAAAUAUUUGAACAAAACCCUGAUACAACAUUUAAUGUUUGUUCGGAAGUCAGAAUUCCAGGAGAUCACUUCAGAGAAAAAUCAUUUUCUGUGCUUGUGACUUGGGGACAUAAAUCCCUGGAUAAACCUGAGACCAAGAAACUAAGUACAAAAGAUUCAGGUGAGAUGGUUGUGAUACUGUGA
Messenger RNA from Bombina bombina (fire-bellied toad), 957 nucleotides. RefSeq lists its product as uncharacterized. NCBI's taxonomy places the organism in Eukaryota, Metazoa, Chordata, Amphibia, Anura, Bombinatoridae. The transcript is spliced from 3 exons. The record is from RefSeq and is a predicted model, not a curated record. Bases 1 to 957 code for a protein of 318 amino acids.